Messenger RNA from Prosopis cineraria, 1604 nucleotides. RefSeq names its product S-alkyl-thiohydroximate lyase SUR1-like. Bases 92 to 1351 code for a protein of 419 amino acids. The transcript has 7 exons. NCBI's taxonomy places the organism in Eukaryota, Viridiplantae, Streptophyta, Magnoliopsida, Fabales, Fabaceae. The record is from RefSeq and is a predicted model, not a curated record. Gene Ontology annotation, biological process: amino acid metabolic process; biosynthetic process. Gene Ontology annotation, molecular function: pyridoxal phosphate binding; transaminase activity.
CGCGCGUUCCAAGCACGCACAAUAUUCAGACAGAACGAGAGAAAGAGGUGUAGAAGGAGAGCUGUGCUGAAGCUGAUAUCUGCAAAAGAAGAUGGAGGUUAAAGGAUCAAGCAAGUGGUGCUUCCAGGGCAAUGAAGAUCUGGUGGAAGCAUCUUCACGAUCCAUACGAAACACCAUCGUCCCUUUGAUGGAAAAUUUAAACAAAGAAGAUAAAAGGCCGGUCAUCCGUCUCGGCCACGGUGACCCUACCGCGUUCCCCUGCUUCCGAACCACCGUGGAAGCCGAAGACGCCGUCGUGGAUGCCAUCAGGUCUGCGAAUUACAAUGGAUAUUGUGUCAGCCUCCAAGGCAUUCUUCCGGCGAGAAGGGCUGUAGCAGAAUACCUCUCGAGAGAUCUGCCAUAUGAGCUAUCACCAGACCAUGUGAUUCUUACGUCUGGAUGCAGUCAAGCCAUUGAACACAUUAUAACAGUCCUAGCUCGCCCCAAUGCCAACAUUUUGCUUCCAAGACCUGGCUUCCCUGACUACGAUGCUCUUGCUUUGCUUUACCAUUUGGAGUUUCGCCUUUUUGAUCUUUUACCAGAAAAGGGCUGGGAGGUUGAUCUCGAAGCUGUUGAAGCACUUGCAGAUCACAAUACUGUGGCUAUGGUCAUCAUAAACCCUGGCAAUCCUUGUGGAAAUGUUUACACUCCCCAGCAUUUGAUGAAGGUGGCAAAGACUGCCAAAAAGCUUCGGAUUAUGGUGAUUGCUGAUGAAGUUUAUGCUCAUCUUCAUUUCGGGGAAAAUCCUUUUAUUCCAAUGGGAACUUUUGCAACAGUUGCUCCUGUCAUCACACUUGGAUCAAUAUCCAAGAGAUGGCUCGUUCCUGGUUGGAGACUCGGUUGGCUUGUUACAAAUGAUCCUAACGGCAUCCUGGCAAAAUCUGGGGUGUUCGAAAGUUUAAGACUGUGUAAAAUCUUGACAUCUGAUUCUGCCACUAUCCUCCAGGGAGCAAUUCCUCAUAUUAUUGAAAAGACAAAGGAAGAAUUCUUUUCUAAGAUUCUCAACAUUCUAAGAGUCACUGCUGAUACAUGUUAUGACAAAAUCAAAGAGAUACCUUGCUUGAUCUGCCCAUACAAGCCAGAGGGAUCAAUGUUUAUGCUUGUAAAACUAAAUCUAGCUCUUUUGGAAGGAAUCCAUGAUGAUAUGGACUUCUGUGUGAAGUUGAUCAGGGAGGAAUCUGUCGUCGUUUUACCAGGCGUGGCUGUGGGAAUAAGGAACUGGGUACGCAUAACUUUUGCUGCUGAACCUUUGGCACUUGAAGAAGGCCUUGAGAGGAUUAGAGUAUUCUGCCAAAGGCAUUCCAAGAAGUGAUUUGGAAGUCAUUCUAUGGCAGUAUCAACACAUGAAAGAACUUAAUUAAUGGAUAGCAUUUAUUGAAUGACAGAUUUUCGAUUGUGUUAGUCUGUAUUGCUUUGGCAUUCAAGAACUUUGAGUUUGAGUGGAAUAUUCUCAAAUAUAUGUUAGAUCGGUUUAGCAGCUGCAUUCUAGAAUGGUUAAAAAGAAGUGGUCACCAAAAUUUCUUUGAAUGAUUGAUGAUCAUUUCUAUCAGUUUGUUUUGCUUGUU